AUGAAGAGGUUAAGGAUAUCAAGAUGCACCGGGCAGCAGCUCCUCAACGCCCAGGCCAGGGCACACGCCUCGCCGUGCCUGACGCCCAUCUCCUUUAGAACACAGCUUCGCAGCAGCAACCCGGCGCGGACACUAUCGACCUCCUCCCCGUCCUCGGCAGCAGUAGCAGAAGCAUCAUCCGACGCCUCCUCGCCCGACAUCACCACCGCCGCCGCCAAGCCCGCCCCGAAGAGGUCGAGCAUACUCCCGUCACCCGCCCCCGAAAAGGCCCUCCAGUCAGCCAAGCUCGCCGCCCUCCACGCCCGCCUCUCCCUGCCCGGCAAACUGCCCCUCCAGACCCUCGCGCGCACCCUCGUCGACCCCUCCGCCGACCCGAGCCCCAACUUCAACAACGCCAACCUCGCCGUCGUCGGCGGCUCCCUCAUCAGCUACCACGUCUCCGAGUGGCUCAUCGCCCACUACCCCCGCCUCCCCAUGGCCAUCCUCUACGAAGCCAUGCGCGCCUACGCCGGCUCCGACUCGCUCUACCGCGUAGCCUCCCAGUGGGGCGUCGAGAGCGCCGCCGCCCCCGGAGGCGAAGUCGACCCGGGCCUGCUGCAGUUCUCCCAGAACCCCGAGGCCGAGGGCAUCGUCCACGGCCGCUGGGGCUACGUCCGCAAGGAACACGCCCACCUCGACAAGUUCAAGUGGCGCCGCUCCGUCUCGUCCAGAGUCGUCCUCGACGACGAAUUCGGCGACGUCCUGCACAAGCCCAAACGCAACCCGUUCGAGCCCAAGCCCGACCCCCAAGACCCAGCCAUCUUCAAGGAGCAGCGCGAGAAAAUCCGCAACGACGCCCACGCGGCCCACGUCCGCGCCGUCACGGGCGCGGUAUACGCCCACGCCGGCCGCGACGCCGUGCGCGCCUUCAUCGACGCCCACAUCCUCAGCCGCCGCGUCGAGCUCGAGAAGCUCUUCAGCUUCAAGCUGCCCACGCGCGAGCUGGCGAUGCUCUGCGCGCGCGAAGGGUUCGAGGCGCCCGUCGCACGACUCGAGAGCGAGACGGGCCGUCUGAGCAGGACGCCCGUGUACGUCGUCGGCAUCUACAGCGGGCGCGACAAGCUCGGCGAGGGGACGGGCGCCAGCUUGGAUUUCGCGCGUCUGCAGGCUUCGAUGAAUGUUCUCAAGGCGUGGUAUCUGUAUAGCCCUGGCGCCAAGGUGCGGGUGCCGAGUGAUAUGCUCGUUGAGGGCGCGAAGCCGUGGCAGCCUGUGCACAUUGAUAUGGGAGAGAUUGUUUAA
Colletotrichum phormii is the source of this 1278-nucleotide messenger RNA. Its product is annotated as 54S ribosomal protein L3. Gene Ontology annotation, cellular component: mitochondrion. The coding region runs from base 1 to 1278 and encodes 425 amino acids. Gene Ontology annotation, biological process: RNA processing. Gene Ontology annotation, molecular function: double-stranded RNA binding; structural constituent of ribosome; ribonuclease III activity. The record is from RefSeq and is a predicted model, not a curated record. Lineage: Eukaryota; Fungi; Ascomycota; Sordariomycetes; Glomerellales; Glomerellaceae. The transcript has a single exon.